Messenger RNA from Mus musculus (house mouse), 2411 nucleotides. RefSeq names its product netrin 4 (gene Ntn4). The record is from RefSeq and is marked validated. The coding region runs from base 406 to 2292 and encodes 628 amino acids. Gene Ontology annotation, cellular component: basement membrane; plasma membrane. The transcript is spliced from 10 exons. NCBI's taxonomy places the organism in Eukaryota, Metazoa, Chordata, Mammalia, Rodentia, Muridae.
GAGAAGGACGGGACCGAGCCUCGGCGGCCACAGAAGGUGGGAAAAGCGGAGGAGGACAGCCGGGAGGCGGCGGCGGCCGGGAAGUGAAAGGUCUCGCAAAGUUCAGCGUCGGCUGCGGGCGCCGAGCCCUGGGCGAGCGGCGCACCCGCCCUCAGGGCCGCUCAGCCGGCAGCGGCCAGGCCGGCUAUGAUCCCGGGGCUCCCGCCGCUGCUGAGCUGCCCGGGCCCCGCCAGGCCGGUGCGCGACGGUCACCCCGCCGCCUGGCGCGGCCCCGGCCCGCGGCUCUGUGCCCACGGUGCCCACUGAGCGAGCCUGGCGCUCCGGGAGGAGGAAGAACCACAGAGCCCCCGGUGCUCCCGAGGACCACUGCCGCUUCAUCCCACCCGCUCCCGCAGCUGCCCGGCCAUGGGGAGCUGCGCACGGCUGCUGCUGCUCUGGGGCUGCUCCGCGGUGGCCGCAGGCUUGAAUGGAGUAGCCGGAGCGAACUCCCGCUGUGAGAAAGCAUGCAACCCUCGCAUGGGAAACUUGGCUUUGGGAAGAAAGCUCCGGGCAGACACAAUGUGUGGCCAGAACGCCACCGAACUCUUCUGCUUCUACAGUGAGAAUGCUGACCUCACUUGCCGGCAGCCCAAGUGUGAUAAAUGCAACGCUGCCCAUUCUCACCUGGCUCACCCACCCUCUGCCAUGGCAGACUCAUCCUUCAGGUUUCCCCGGACAUGGUGGCAGUCUGCAGAGGAUGUGCACAGGGAAAAGAUUCAGCUAGACCUGGAAGCAGAAUUCUACUUCACUCACCUAAUUAUGGUGUUCAAGUCUCCCAGGCCUGCAGCCAUGGUGCUGGACCGGUCCCAGGACUUUGGGAAGACCUGGAAGCCUUACAAGUACUUUGCAACAAACUGCUCGGCUACUUUUGGCCUGGAAGAUGAUGUUGUCAAGAAGGGAGCUAUUUGCACGUCUAGAUACUCAAAUCCUUUCCCGUGCACCGGAGGAGAGGUUAUUUUCAGAGCCCUGUCACCACCAUACGACAUAGAAAACCCUUACAGUGCCAAAGUGCAGGAGCAGCUGAAGAUCACCAACCUCCGAGUGCGGCUGCUCAAGCGACAGUCCUGCCCUUGUCAGAUAAACGACCUGAACGCAAAACCUCACCAUUUUAUGCACUACGCAGUCUAUGACUUCAUCGUCAAGGGCAGCUGCUUCUGCAACGGCCACGCUGACCAGUGCUUACCUGUGGAGGGCUUCAGACCCAUCAAGGCCCCGGGAGCGUUCCACGUGGUCCACGGGAGGUGUAUGUGUAAGCACAACACAGCAGGCAGCCACUGCCAGCACUGUGCACCAUUGUACAAUGACCGGCCCUGGGAGGCAGCGGACGGCAGAACAGGGGCUCCUAACGAAUGCAGAACUUGCAAGUGCAAUGGGCACGCGGACACCUGUCACUUCGACGUCAACGUGUGGGAGGCGUCGGGGAACCGCAGCGGCGGUGUCUGCAACAACUGUCAGCACAACACUGAGGGUCAGCACUGUCAACGCUGUAAGCCCGGUUUCUACCGCGACCUCAGAAGACCCUUCUCUGCCCCUGACGCUUGCAAAGCGUGUUCCUGCCACCCGGUUGGAUCGGCGAUCCUUCCUUUCAGCUCAGUGACCUUCUGCGACCCCAGCAAUGGUGACUGCCCCUGCAAGCCUGGGGUGGCGGGGCCACAUUGCGACAGAUGCAUGGUGGGAUACUGGGGCUUUGGAGACUACGGCUGCAGACCUUGCGAUUGUGCGGGGAGCUGCGACCCGCUCACGGGAGACUGCAUCAGCAGUAACGCUGAUGUAGACUGGUACCACGAAGUCCCCGCCUUUCACUCGAUGCACAAUAAGAGUGAGCCCAGCUGGGAAUGGGAGGAUGAGCAAGGAUUUUCUGCCCUCCGACACUCAGGUAAAUGUGAAUGUAAGGAACAGGUGUUAGGAAACCCCAAAGCCUUCUGUGGAAUGAAGUAUUCAUAUGUGUUAAAAAUCAAGAUCUUAUCAGCCCACGACAAAGGCUCCCAUGCCGAAGUCAAUGUGAAGAUUAAGAAAGUCUUAAAGUCCACCAAACUGAAGAUCUUACGAGGCAAGAGAACGCUAUACCCAGAGUCCUGGACUAACAGAGGCUGCACCUGUCCAAUCCUCAAUCCAGGAUUGGAGUACCUGGUCGCUGGCCACGAGGACGUAAGAACAGGCAAAUUAAUUGUGAAUAUGAAAAGCUUUGUCCAGCACUGGAAACCAGCUCUUGGCAGAAGAGUCAUGCACAUCUUAAAAAGAGACUGCGUGUAGCACUGAAGGUCUUAAGCACACAAGGGCUUUUCUCUGGGUAGCAGAUACACAAGUCUAAUGAAAAAGAGACCUCAAAAUAAAACUGGAAUAUUUUUUAAGUGCCAAAAUGUAGGGGGGGG